Pediculus humanus corporis (human body louse) is the source of this 1425-nucleotide messenger RNA. Its product is annotated as G-protein coupled octopamine receptor, putative. Gene Ontology annotation, cellular component: plasma membrane. Gene Ontology annotation, biological process: neuropeptide signaling pathway. The transcript is spliced from 5 exons. Lineage: Eukaryota; Metazoa; Arthropoda; Insecta; Psocodea; Pediculidae. Gene Ontology annotation, molecular function: neuromedin U receptor activity. The record is from RefSeq and is a predicted model, not a curated record. Bases 1 to 1425 code for a protein of 474 amino acids.
AUGACGAAUAAUAAUAAUAAUUUCGACGUGACGUCAAAUUCAUCGGAAAUAACAACAACAAGAGAUGAUGAGGAUUCCGUUAAUUUCAACAUUAGUUUGGAACAAUAUUUAUUACGAACGUUGGGCCCCAAACAUUUGGCCCUAACAACUGUGAUACCAUUAACUGUGAUAUACAUAUUUAUUUUCGUUACGGGGAUUUUCGGUAACAUAUCCGUUUGUGUCGUCAUAAUAAAAAAUCCAUCAUUACACACGGCAACUAAUUAUUAUUUAUUUAGUUUGGCCGUAUCGGAUUUAACAUUAUUAACAUUGGGUUUGCCAAAUGAUUUGAGCGUUUAUUGGCAACAGUAUCCAUGGUUGUUUGGCAAGGGAUUGUGCAAAGUUCGUGCAUUAGUUUCCGAAAUGGUUUCGUACACUUCCGUUUUAACAAUCGUGGCAUUUUCAAUGGAACGCUACCUGGCUAUAUGUCAUCCCCUGCAUCAUUAUGCCAUGUCAGGUUUAAAAAGAGCCGUGAAAAUAAUUGGAAUAUUAUGGAUCGUUUCACUAGUGGGUGCGACACCGUUUGCAGUUUAUACAACCGUUAAUUAUUUGGAUUAUCCUCCAGGCUCGGGUCAAAAAGUUUUAGAAUCGGGAUUUUGUGCCAUGUUAUCAACAAACAUUCCCUCGAAUUGGCCAAUCUAUGAAAUAUCAAGUUUUUUAUUUUUUCUUUUACCAAUGUUGGUAAUAUUAAUUUUGUAUAUAAGAAUGGGUAUCGCCAUUAGAGAAAGCGGAGCCGAUGAUUCAAUGAAAAGACUUCAAGGUUUGGUACAUAAACCGAGGCAUUCAAAUUCUAGAAAAUCUAUAAUUAGAAUGUUGGCUGCUGUCGUUAUUACAUUUUUUCUAUGUUGGGCACCCUUUCACGCUCAACGAUUACUUUAUCUUUACGCCAACGACUUUCCAAAUUUCCCAGAAAUUAACGAAUGGAUGUAUUACAUAGCUGGAAUUUUCUACUACGUUUCAUCAACGGUCAAUCCCAUUUUAUACAACGUCAUGUCUGCCAAAUACAGAUUCGCUUUCAAGAAAACUCUUUUCGGUUUUCUGUCUCAGAAAAAAUUCUCGCUGUCGUCCUCGUCGUCGUCUCAACGCACGAAACAUUUCAAAAACUUAAAUCGUGCGAAAAAUUAUUCUUUUGUUUGUUUUCAACGUAAUAAUAAAAAUUACAAUUGCUCAUCGACGAAUCGUAACGCGAGUGAAAAAAUACGGAAAUCUGUCGACGGUUACGACGGAUCCACCACCACCAACAACAACAACAACAGGAGAACCCCCGACCCGCGUAAUUUUUCCGAUUCGGAAAAUUUAAAAUUAAUCAAGAAUAAAUCGGCAAACGGUAGUGACGUCAAAACCAGUUGCGACAUCGUCGUCACGACCAAAAAAAUAUACAAAACGUAA